Molecule: messenger RNA, 2931 nt
Organism: Acanthopagrus latus (yellowfin seabream)
Lineage: Eukaryota; Metazoa; Chordata; Actinopteri; Spariformes; Sparidae
Gene: terf2
Product: telomeric repeat binding factor a
Exons: 17
Coding region: 142-2424 (760 amino acids)
Biological process (GO): negative regulation of telomere maintenance via recombination; telomeric D-loop disassembly; negative regulation of telomeric D-loop disassembly
Cellular component (GO): shelterin complex; nucleus; chromosome, telomeric region
Molecular function (GO): protein homodimerization activity; double-stranded telomeric DNA binding; G-rich strand telomeric DNA binding
Source: RefSeq, a predicted model, not a curated record
UAACAGGUCCAUGGUGGGCCCGUUCUGAUAAUCAGACGAAGAAGAAGAAGAAGAAGAAGAAGAAGAAGAAGAAGAAGAAGAAGAAGAAGAAGAAGAAGAAGAAGAAGAAGAAGAAGAAGAAGAAGAAUCUGUGUUGUGAACAUGGCGGCAAACGAAAGUGUAAACAGUCAGCCAACGGACGUCGAAACUAUCGUUAACCGCUGGCUUGUUGAUUAUUAUGUGUCUCUGGCGCUGGAGUUGUUCCAAAAGGAGCUUUACGAGGACUUCCGUGACAUCAGAGCUGUGAUAGAGAGUGUUCUGGAUCUUCCUGUUGAGAAAACCGAUGACUUGCAUGUGAAGAUUCAACUCCUAAAGUUCCUCUCCCGGAUAAAUGAAGGCGAAAAUCUCAACGCGGCAUUUGGUCCUGAAAAGUCUACAAGUCCUCUGGAAUCAGCCUUAAGUUUUCUGGAAGCAAUUAACCGGGAAACCUCUAUUCCACAGCAAGAUUUUGAGAAUGUAUGCACUUCACUUAAAGAAAUGAUUGUGGUGAUUUUCAUAAAGAACAAUAAGUUUGACGAAGCAAAAAUGGUUCUUAACACGCACUUUCCAAAACAAAUGAUUGGCAAGAAAGCUAUAUUCAUGGGUCUCAUCAGAAAGAAGAGUAAAACGCAUGAAGUCAUCGAGCAGAGUAACUUCCAACGGUUCAGAAACGAGAUAUUGGCCUUUUGCAGAAGGCUCUGCCCAGAUCAUACUCCCUUUCUCCUCAAGGCAGCAAAAAUGCUGAAAGACAAAAGACUCUCAGGGGCAGAUGAGGAUGCAGCUGGUCCUGAUGUGCAGGAAGAACCUGGUCCGUCCUCUUCUCCGCAAACAGUCAACAUCCAGGUUACACUACGUAAUUAUGUAAUUAGCCCGAGGACCAGGCUGGAGGCAGCCUACAGGGAUUUGGCUCCAGAGUUGGAGGAGAGAACAUUUGCUCAGCUGGAGGUAGAAGUGGAGAGAGAGGAACAGGCUCGAAUUGAAGGUAUAUCCCUGUGCCUUUCAUCCGCUCCCACAAAAGACACCAGUCGGGACACAGAGCAGGAUGGGUUAUUUCAGAGAGCCUCGGGUAGCCCCAUGGAGGCUUCCCCAGCAGACCAGCCACCACAAACGGACGUUGUUCCUGAAACGCAGGCAGGUUCACGUUCCAAGAUACCUUCAGUGCAGAAGAACAGGCAGCUUUCCACUUUGGCACGACUGGUGGUCGAGCCAGACAGCCAACAGAGCACACCAGCUUCUCAGGAGCUUGAGAAUGAAGUCGGGACAGAGGAGCUACAGUCACCAGCUGUACCCAGUGAAAAACUGCUGCAGAGCCCAUUAACAGACAGUGAGAUUGCUGUACCCACACGAAAACGACGCAGGCGGUCCGAUCGACUGCGCAGCGGAGCCUCAACAAGUAUUGCAGAGUUGUCAGCAGACGGAGAAGACGAGACCCCCGUACUGUCCAGAAGUUCAGUCCACCGAAACUCAAGGCAGUUGUCAUCCGACAGCGAGGAGGACCUGCAGGAGUCACCAUCUUCCUACAGAGCUCCAGGGAAGACACCUUGUAAACAACUGGCCAACGAUCCUCUGAGCAAGAGUUUUACCUCAACCCCAGAAAGAAUAUCAGAUCGCAUAGGAGGAGCACCUCCUAAAACUCAGGCCUCAGGAAAAAGAAACUCCACUAAAUCCAAUCAGAGGUCAUCCAAUAAUGAGGAAGAUCAACAGCUGCCAGUGGCUCCCUGUAAAACCCCAGUACAGAAACCUCGUAAACAACUGGCCAGCAAUCCUCUGAGCAAGAGUCAUACCUCAACCCCAGAAAGAAUAUCGGAUCGCAUAGGAGGAGCACCACCUAAAACUCAGGCCUCAGGAAGAAGCAACUCCACUGAAUCCAAUCAGAUGCCAUCUGAUAAUGAGGAAGAUCAACAGCCACCAGUGGCUCCCUGUAAAACCCCAGUGCAGAAACCUCGUAGAGACCUGGCUAACAAUCCUCCCAGCAGGGAGUCUGAUAAUACAGAUGAGGUCUGUAUCACAGAUUCUUCUUUGGACAGCUCCCCCAAUCCGUUCCCUCGUCAACAUCGCCCUCGAAGGAGCUCCACCCCUCAAAAGGACUCUGCUAAAGGUCCUUCUACUUCAAAAUGGAAAACGCUGUUCAAUAAUGCUAAGGAGAGUAAGGAAACAUGGGAUGAGGAGGACUGUUUGUUCAUCUCUGAAAAGAAUAGCGGAUCACACAACGAGAGCAACAUUUCAAACUCAGGCCACAGGAAGAGGAGGUGGACUGAGAGUGAGACACAGCAGCUGAAAGAAGGGGUCCGAAAAUUCGGAGAGGGCAACUGGAGUAAGAUUAAGUCCUAUUACACCUUCGAGAAUCGAACAAAUAUCAACCUUAAGGACCGGUGGCGCACACUGAAAAAGCUGAAAAUGGUCUGAGAGGACUCCAAAAGGACAAGGCACUUUUUCUUUUCUUUUCAUUUUUUUUUUACCACUUUUUGUACAUUCAAUGGUAGAUUCUGUGUUUUUAAACCUUGACCAUGUUUCUGUGUCUGAGUGAUUUAAUGGGGCAACAAUUUUGGAAAUUGGAAACACCUUUCACAGUUUACCUUGAUUAAAAAAAAAAAAAAAUGCAGCUUCUGCAAAUUAAAUGUAACACUUGGCCAUCUUGCAGUUCAGCAAUAUUUCAGGUAGUUUCUACUGACAAGGUCUGUGUGUAGGGAAGUUGCGGAAGCAUUUUCAGUUGUAUUUUUACAGCAUUGUCACCCAGAGGGAUUACUUUGCAACAUGCGUCAUGGUUGCUUCACUCAACAGAUUUAAAAAAGUCUUGUCGCCAUGAGGCACUUAGACACAAAUGUUGGAAAAUGGAGUCCGGGUUGAAAAAUAUUAAAGGUAACUCCUUUAUCAUGUUCAAAGUUCAUUAAAUUGAAGUUCAUUAAAAAACUG